Molecule: messenger RNA, 915 nt
Organism: Penicillium waksmanii
Lineage: Eukaryota; Fungi; Ascomycota; Eurotiomycetes; Eurotiales; Aspergillaceae
Product: 15-hydroxyprostaglandin dehydrogenase
Exons: 3
Coding region: 1-915 (304 amino acids)
Molecular function (GO): oxidoreductase activity
Source: RefSeq, a predicted model, not a curated record
AUGGCGCGUAUUCAUCUUGACCCUUCCCUGCUCGAAUCACUGAAUGACAAGGUCGUUGUGCUUACCGGUGGCGCAACUGGUAUCGGCCGUUCAUGCAUUGAGCAACUUUGCGAAAAUGGAGCAAAGGUCAUUUUUGGCGAUGUUGCAGAAGCACCAUCGCGAGAAAUCGAAAGCAAGCUUAGCCCGAACGCACAAUUCAUCAAGUGUGAUUCCGCAGAUUAUUCAAACCAACUCAAUCUCUUUAAAACUGCUUUCCAGGAGCACGGAAGAGUGGAUAUAGUCAUUGCCAAUGCAGGCAUUGCCAUUCACAAAGACCCUUUUGAUCCGAAUGCCGACAUCAACGAAGCACCCUCGAUGAAAGAGGUAGAGGUCAAUACAAUUGGGGCUCUGUUCACAGCUCGUAUCGGGAUGCAUUACCUCCGACGGAGCGGGGGUGGGGAUUUAGUGCUCGUCAGCAGUAUUGCUGGGUUCAAGGAAUGUGGGGGCUUGGUCGCGUACACUGCAAGCAAGCAUGGCGUCGUGGGGAUCAUGCGGGGCCUACAUCUUACAGCUACCCCGGAAAACAUCAGGGUUAACGUGAUUUGUCCUUGGAUGACGAAGACGCGUCUCGUUCGCGGCAUUGAAAAGGGUUGGUACGAGAAAGGAUUACCCGCGAACGAACCGGAAGAUGUUGCCCGAUCAAUCUUGAUUUGUGCCACAGCAAACCGAGGCCAGAGUGGAAAGACACAUGGUGGCGCUCGCCUUCCUUUCGCGGGGAAAAUACUUUGGGUGGCAGGUGGUGAAAGUUAUGAGAUUGAGGAUGGAAUUCAGAGUCUGGAACCUAAAUGGCUGGGGGAUGAGAACAGCCAGGUUCUCGCACAAGGGCAGGAAUAUUUGGCGUCUGCAGGUACUAGCUGGGAUGAAUCAAAGCUGUGA